This is a messenger RNA of Pocillopora meandrina, 11707 nucleotides long. The record is from the annotation of a GenBank genome assembly. NCBI's taxonomy places the organism in Eukaryota, Metazoa, Cnidaria, Anthozoa, Scleractinia, Pocilloporidae.
AUGAAAGAAGAAAAAAUAACGAAAAUUGCAUUUUUGCUUAUGGUGGCGCAGAUUUCUUUAGCCGUGGAAUUCGAAACAUUCGCAGCGUUCUCUAACCACAAACAAGGAAAAAGCAGGUACAAUGUUUAAAAAUCUUGAUUUGACGCAAAUUUCUCCUUCGUCUUUUAACGUUUUCGAGCAUUUCUGUCGAUUUUUUUUAUACAUUCAUUUCCGGCUCCUAUACAACCUUCUAACCAAUUUCCGAUCCUAAAUCACAGAAAUGACGAGAAGACAGUCAACUGUUGUCCAAUUAUUGGUAAGUGAGUAAGCAAACUUUUUGAAAAAUAAUAAUAUGCCAGUGAAAGGGUUGUCGUCAUAUGAAAAGGUCUGUUAUCAUUAUUGUAGUUUGGCUGUCUUGCCAAGACUUGUUUGGUCAUACGGUGAAACUACAAUUAUAUUCUUCUCUUGCUUUAGAAACGGAAGUAAGAACUGCGAUUUGGCCUUAUGAAUUAAUGAAUAAAACGCCUCUGAAAGACACUCUUAUCAAUACUAUGCGCGAUGUUUUCUUAGGAAAAAUAGAAAUAAACAGCGAGCACCGUCUUAUAAGACAAAGGAAGGGGAAACACCUAUAAGCUCGAGCAUAACGCUUGAUUACGUCACGAGCGUAGAUUGACAAAAGGAUAAUGAAAGGUCAUUCAUUUAUUAUUGUUUCCUAUCUCUGCUUCACUGAAGGCGUGCUCGCUCAAGAAACGGAUGGAAAUGUGACGAAAUUCGGAAGUCAAUUAAUUGCAGCCACUUACGCCAAGUUUAUCGAGUCUGCAGGAGGGAGAAUGGUGCCUAUUUUGUAUCCUUUAUAAAUCUGGCCCUCUUGGAAUCAUGUAUUUGCUCAACCUCUUAAAGAUGUGACUUAACUUGACAUAACUUGCCUCUCUCCACCCGGGAGUAUAAAUGGAUACCGGCGAAUUAUCAGGGUAGCCUGAUUAUAACCGAGGUCAUGCAAAGAAUCGAGAGAUCCUUCCGAACACGAAGGAAGGAAUCCCCCGACGGGGUCUUAAUACGAUAAGCUCCGAACUGUUUAUUUUUUUAAGAUUAUUUCAGAUAUAGCAGUUAUUCACGGACGUUUUCAUAAGUUUCCCUCAGAUUACUUACGAAAAGGUAGGCCUGUUUGGCCAAGUGCCUUUCGAGGCCGCUACUUAAUGGCGAAACUUAUUGUCAUACCGUUUCCCUGUGUGUAUAGUGUUUUUACGUUUCAUUACGAUAUGAGCUCCACUUAAAUAGAUAGAACAUUCUAUAUGAUUAGAUAAAAUGCUUUUUUUAAAUCAGUAGCAGCAUGGCUACGCAUAACAUGAUAAAUAACGGAACAUUCCGGAAUAUUCUGGAACAUGACCCUAUAGGGAAAGAAGCGUUCCUUGUGAACGUUUUAUAUUUAAAAAAAACUGGAAUAAAUUACAGCUGGAUAGGACUCUUGGCUCAAAUGCAAACUUUACCUUUUACUUAUACUCAUUUACUAUGAGUCCAUGAACCAUGAGCCCAUGAAAUAAUUUCCCUGAAGGCCAUGGUUGCUAUUGUGCAAAAAAAAUGGAUGAGUCAGGAAAAGAACAUGGAAACCUUUCUCAAAGCUUUCUCCCCUACAAAACUGACAACAUCUCUUUAAAUUCACAGAGGUUUCCAUGUUUGAUUUUCUUGUGGUCGUGUUGUCGGCUUGUUCAGGGCGUUACACGUCAGUAUGCUUAACCGGGGAGACUUUCUGUAGUCUUUAUAACAUUCCCAGCGAUUUGUUGUAAAUGUGUGAUUCUUAACCCUUAAAUCAACAUCCUGCAGCAUUAACUCCACUGCUAAAGAAAUUGAAAAAUUAUUUUAUUCAAUUAAUGGGUAAGUAGAACGACAGUCAAAGCCGACCUCAAAAGAUGGAACCGGCAAAAUUCUUUACUAUUAAGGUAUUCUUUACGGUUACAAUAGAAAGACCGGAAACGUGGUAUGGUGUAAACGUCGAUUAAGACUAUCAUUUGUCACAAUGUUCGCUCUCGCUUGUUUCAAGGGCGUAGGCGAAAUUAAGAGAAGGGGGGAGGGUCUGCUUACAGCUUACGCCACUUUCUGAAAUAAUUAGGGUUUUUAUCAUUAUAGUUUUAUUAUUUUGCGGUCUACAAAAUUCACGUUUUAUGAAUCAGAUUUGCAAAAACGUGAAAAUCUUAAGAGUCUUUGUGGCGCAACUUUUCUCCGGUGUCAGAUACCCUAUUUGCUGGUCCCUCUCACUGCUUAAAUAUCAGUCCUCUGAUACACAAUAUAGACCCGCGUUAUAAGCCACCUCAUGUAAGACACUCGGAAAUUCAUACCUGGGAUACCUCCUUUUAAAAAACCCUUGCUAUUGCGCUACGAACCUAUACUGCCUCAUCCCCACCCACCACCCCCCCUUCACCGGGCCACUUCUCAUCAUACAUUUCAUUUGUUCCUCAUUCUCGACUUAUUUUACUUUCGCUACUUUUCCUUGUCUAUGACUUUUACGUAUUUUAGUGCCAUAUAUCCCGGAGGUCAUAGGUUGUUACACCACACAAACUACACACGAGUAGGGAAACAGAUAUUAGAGCUGGCAAUGAAGGUAAAGUUUCAAAACCAAAUAAAUUAACUUCUACGGUGAUUUAGUGUUAUCAACUGAGUUGAUAGCGUAAAUCGGCCAUCGUAAAGAGUUUAAGAGCUUUUCAACUCUUUACGGUAGCCAAUUUACGUUAUUAACUCAGCUGAUAAUACUAAAUUACCCUGUUAUACUCUCCCACCGACGCAGCACCAAAGUUUCUUCAGAAACUUACCCUCUUUAUUCAGUAAACUUCCACAAUUCUUCCACUAACUCGCGCUGAAGUAUGUCACUUGUAGAUCAGUUUAGGUACCCUAAUCUCCUUCAGUGAGAGUGAUUUGUUAUUUAUAAUAUUUAUCAAGCAAUAGUUUUUGGAAGGAAGAAGCCUUAAAGAUAUGUCAGUGAAAUGCAGCCAUUUAUCAUCACCAAGCUGAAUGGAAUGAACAAAAAAAUGCUACUUUGUGAAAACGCAAAUUAACCUGUCAAUUAAAGAACUAAAUUGUGUCCCUGAACCACUAAGAAUGGCAGCCUAUGAUUUAUAUUUAGGCACUUUUGUUGGAAUCUAUCCAAAUUCAUCUUAAAGCAAAUUCUCUCAGUACUAAAUUAAUACUAUUAUAUUCCUGUUAUUAUUAUUGUUAUUAUUAUUAUCAUUAUUAUUAUUAUUAUCAUUAUUAUCAACAUUAUUAUAUUCAUCACUAUUAUUAUUGUCAUCUAAUGAUUAAAAUACACGAUCCAAAUUUAUCAUUAUGAAAAAGAACCAAAUGGUGCACAAUUGCCAAGAAUACAUCAUCUAAUUAAUAAUGAUAAAAUUAUUAUUAUUAUCUUUUUUUUGUCGUUACUGAUGAUGGUUAUUUUUGGAUCUACUCGCUCUUCGACCAUCUGUACCAAGUUAAUUACAAAAGGAUCCCAAUUGGCUGAUGGGUUUUACGGUAGUGGUUUAAAUUUUGGCAUUUUAAUGACUAAUGGUUAUCACAAAAUGACACAAAAUGACACAUUGUAAGAGAGUAAAAUAUUUUUACGGUUAACUUUUAUCACGACUUUAUCAGUUUUUACGCAUAACGUUUAAAUUUUAUGAUCGUUUCACGGCUAACGAUGAACUCCAUGGAGACCCUCUCAGAAAGUGAACAGCUUUUUAUUACAAAGUAUAACAAAUAUUUUUACAAAGUGCGACGAUUUUAUUACAAAGUACUUCAGGACAGAGGUAGACAUGCAAACCCUUACAGGAAAUUCAAUUUCGCUGUCAUUUCAGAAAAAAUGUCAUUCCAAUAUCGUUACACACAGAUUUCUUUUCCCCACUGCAGGCUUAUGAUAAAGGCGAUAUCUUUCCGAUCUGGGGAGAAUGUCUGGGCUUAGAGUUGCUUUCAAUGCUGGUUGCUGGUAGAGAUUUACGAGUGGGGCAACUGGACCACGAAUUUUUCAGCGAAGUCGAUGCAAAAAAUGUCAGCCUAAAAUUAAUUCUUCCAAGAAGUUGGUGAUGCAUCUGUUUUAUUAUUUAUAUUAACGAUCAUGUAGCCAACUAGUAUUUCAACUCUGUUAUAGCAGUACCGCCACUGUUUUUGUUUAGUUUUGGUGGAUAACGCUUAUCUGUAAGAUGGAUUCAGGUGAUGCAAUAACAUCUUUAGAAAAGAAUUCCAAAGACAUUCCGAAAUUUUAGUUUGUAGAAUAACCCUCCGGGCAUUUCAAAACUCUUCCUGUAAGCUUAAUGUUUUUGUAGUCAAACGAACCUUACUUAGCUCGCUUUCUGAUGGAUGACUGAGCACUGGACAUUGGCCCGAUGUUACAGGGAUCUUCAAACUGUACAGUUUAUCAAGAGGUUCUUUAUGGGGUCAACCUUUGGCCGUAAAGCAGCAAAAAAAUUUACAGUCAGCCAUAAAAUGGCAGGAAUCUUAACUAUUAGCCGUAAAGGCCAUCACCCUUUUAUCAAAACAUUCGAUAGAUUAAAUUCGCAGCAAAGGGGCACUUGAAUCGUAAGAUCACAGUUCGGUUUAAGCUGUCAAAUAGACACAGAUGUGACCCUCGACUGAUACAAAUCAUUUUCGUUUUGCAGAUUAUAAAACAACUUCUCUAUGGAAAUUUGCUCCGAGACACGUUGUGAAAUUCUUACAGAAUAACAAUGCAGCAUACAACAAUCACAGGAAGGCCAUCACACUACAGGUUAGAUGAAAUUUUAUUUCUUCUAUCCUUGACGGAGGAAUCUAAGUUAUUAUUAUUAUUAUUAUUAUGAUUAUGAUUAUUAUUAUUAUUAUUAUUGUCAUCAUAUUAUCGAUUUUUAUUUUGGCACAAUUUAUUGCGACAGUUUUAAGGGAACAGUCCGUUUAUUUUUUGCUUGGUGUUAGAGGGGGGUUUGGGAUGGAUCACAUGGUUUUCAGGGGGUACGGAACGGGGAUCACUCAUUGCCAAUUGCAACAUAGCACAAUGGGGAACUAUAGAAAAUUAACUGCACAAUAAUUGCUAAUAAGGAGGAGCAUAAGAAUAUUACAGUCAGCCUUCUAAGGUAAAUUUCAUUGUGACAUCAUCCAAUCCUCCCCCCCCCACCCCCUGACAAAAAUAUCAACCGGUCCCUAAACCGAAAAAAUUAUCGUAUUGUUAAUUUUGAGAUCUUUCGAACAAGUUUUUUUAGUGUUAGUGAUUCUGUAGAUGCGAAAAUAAGGAUGUAAUGUUCAUGUAAACCGGAAGUUAUCGAUACCGGAUGUUCGCUAGGAACUAUGGGAUAUAUGUAGCAGAACGAUCAUGGCGUCCACCGAUGCUGUAACACGUCUUCUUACAACUGUUUAUUAAAUCGUUGUAAAUCGUUUGCAUCUUGUUUUGAAAUCCAUUCAAAACAUCACAAAGGACAAUAAAAAUAGAGAAGAACAGUAUUGAGAAGUUUUAGCAUCCAUUACAGGACCUCCAUGCUAAAGAACAACACCCACUAAACAGAGGGAAAGUUAAUCUUAGCCUUGUGAUUUAACCCUUAAUCUAAUCCCCUAAGAGAGACUAGCAUCUGAUUUCUCCUUACAGUACAACCCCUGAAUCAAACAUUGGGGUCACGAGAAUAAAGGAAAUGAUCACCAACUUAAGAAGCUCUCGAUUGUAAAGCAAAUUCUCCUUGUCAGCACCUCAAGAAAUGUAUAGCGAACAGUGAGGAGAAUAUGCAUACUAAUGAUAAGGUGUAAAGGGUUAUUAAGUCUUUACAUCCUCACUUGUUUCAGAUAAUACAUUGACCCAUACUACUCUGUUCUUUUGCGCCAGAAUUAUGGCAAGUACAGACGUCUAAAUGCUUUUUUCAGAAUCGUUUCAACCAGCAAAGAUCGCAACGGGGUUGAAUUUAUUUCAACUAUGGAAGGUAAGAACAAAAAGUAUAAGGAAUCUUAAAAAACAAACCCAAAUAUCAUAAGCUUCGUCUGGCUUCCUCGCUACAAUAGUUGACUCUUUUCAAGUUACAGUUUGUUCUGAAAAAAUUAUCAGUUCUAAAUUUCUUACUUGUAAUGUUUUUGUGCAAAUAGAAAAGAUAGAUAGGAAGAAUUCUUUUAUCAUAUACUUUUGGUGAUGGCAAGAGUCUAAUUGUAUUAUUUACAGGUAAGCGUUAUCCCGUCUACCUUUUCCACUGGCACCCGGCUAAAUCCCAGUUUGAAUGGCGCAGAGAUCUGGACAUUAAUCACUCGCUGGCCGAUGUUCUUUCAGGCCAGUAUUUUGCAAAUUUCCUAAUUCAAAAAGGUGAGCUUGGGAAAAGAUUUUAGUUCCUCUUCCAUAACAAAAAAUAGCUGUAACUGAUGGCAGAUAAUUUUUUAAUGAUAUUCCAGUGCCAUUAUUGUUAUAAUGAUCCGCUGACCAAAAAAAAUCUCAGUAAUCAAAUUACACAAAACUAGUGGAUCAAAAUGCAGAGACGGAACUAGAAAAAAUAACAGAAACUCAGGCAACGAUCUCUUCUAUUCAAAGCACGUGAUUCAAGGCGAAAAAAUGCUUCCCUACAUACGGGGGAUCAGAGUCAAAACAACACGUCACACAACAUGUCACAACCAACGAUGAACAACACCUGAACUUUUUGUUAUAUUUUGCUUGUUUUGCCUAAAAAUUGAAUUGAAUUGGAAUCAUUGUUUAUUUGCUUUAGUGUGAUCGGUUAAUUUCGUUUAAGUGAUCCUGGUAACAGCAGUGAACUUAUGAGAGUGCUGCGAUCUAGACAUGUUCUAUUCUGAGCUUGUAGUAUCAUGGAAGAAGAUACUUUAUUUAUUAACCCUUUAAGAGUAAAUGUCAGUAAAAAUCAAGGAAAAUUCAAAAAACGUGGCCACGGUCAAAAAAUCGAUUGCGCUCAUACUUUGUCAGUUUGAAGGCCUAGGUAAGUAACUGAAGGAUAUGAGGUUAGUUUUUUGAAAUAUUCCAUAUAACGGCAGAAAACCACGAAAAACGGUCACCCUACCGGAAGCUCGGAUUUCACCUGGCGGAAACUCGAAAUUUUACACUUUUCAGCUUCUCGCUACACAGACGUUUACAUAGCUGUGAAUCUUUCUUAAGUAUAAUUGACUACAUUGAUUCUUCCUUAGUCAAACCAUGGGAAUUAUUUUUAUCUCUGCUUAUUUGUGAGCGAACUGAGACCCGAUGAAGAAGACACACUUUUCUCAUUUACGCGAAGGUGUAAAGUAAUCCAAACUCAGCGACGAAAAAAGCUGACCGGUAGUUCUUCAAAUCUUCUGAUAUUAUAACCAGAGACAGUUCAGUCAUUGAUUUUUAGGUCUACGGUUUUAAAUCUUUAGGAUCUAGUAGCGCUUUUGCAUGAACGCCGAUCAAAUUCGAUAAAAUUCCAAUUGAGCGCCUUUGAAAUCUACAACUCUACAUAACAAAGCACUAUUGAAUAAAUUAACUCCUCGGCCAAAGUUUGUACAUAAAAAAUAAGGGUUUUGCUUUUUUAGCGGUUUGAAGCGUUUUAAAAAUAUAUAUUAAUGUUAAAUAUUGUCUACACAGGUAAAACAAACUAUGAAACACCAAAAUUACCACGAGCUGAAAUUAAAUUUGACAGGCUCGCUCCCUAAUCUGCGUCACGCACGAGCGACUUAGCUACAACUAGAACAGUAACAAACAGAUAUUUACAUCCGUUGAUUUUAAAUAAGUCGUAUUUUUAAAAUAUCUUACUCAAAGAUGUGCCAGGUUUCCCAGUUAACUUGCUGAAAAAAAAAGGAAACCUUAAUAGUAAUUCUAGCUCAAUUAGAAUUGAUUUUAUUUAGUAUGAGAAGUUUUGUGCCGUCGAAAACCAAUCGGAAGUAACUGUUUCCACGAAAAGCAAAUAUUGCAUCGUUCUCUAAAUAAACAAAUCUACUUAACCAUAUAACCAGAGUAUGUUGUUGGCGAAGUUAAUAGACAUACAUAACAACGACGUCUUGCUCGUUCUUGAAUAUUGUCGGUGGGAUUUGCGGCGCAGACGAACGCACUUGCUAAGUAACUUCCAAUGGCUAAUUUCUACCCUUACUCAGCUUUCGUCACACUGCUCACGCUGUGUAACAAGGAUAUAAAACAUCGCACGAAGUCCUAAAAAACUCUCCGGACUUGUUUUUAAAAGCCAACGAGUUUAUUGGAGAUGACUACCCGUACCGUCUCAUCGUGUCACUUAGGCAUAACCUGACACGAUGUCGAUAGUUUCGACUCCUGAUGGCCGAGAGCACUCGGAUUUCUUUUUUCCCGAGUACGUCUGUGUCACUUACUGAAUAAUACAUCAUUCUCAUUUAUUCACCAGGCUUAAAAAUAUUCCAUCACAUUUAUUCCAUUGCGCGUAUGCCACACAUGACAUUCCAAUCCUAGCAGUAUGCAGGAUGUUUGUCCCAUGAAGCACUCGGAUUUUUUUUCCUAUUAUGCCAGUGUCACUUACUGAGUAAUACAUCAUGUUCAAAAGUAUUAAUUUUUGCACCAUACAGGAAGUUGUUUCGGGUCACUUAGCAAGAGCUGUGAAAAGUAGCCGCACUGGAAUAGGAAUAUAUUUUUUUUUUACUGGCGUGGGCGUGGAACGGAACGACUUUUCCGAUCCUCAAGGUGGAAAAGGAAUAUGCGACCGCCAAGCAGCGACUAUUAAAGGAGACAUUGGAAGAUAUGUAAACGAGGGCAAUGAUGUGACAACAGCAAUUCAGCUCAAAACAGCCAUAGAGUCUGGUCCAGGAUCUUGUGCUAAGGCUAGUUACGUUACAUUCAACCCGUCAAGCACUCGGCACGUCAAAUGGGAUGGUGUAAGCUUACUCAACAACUUCAAGUAUGAGGAGGACGGAAUUAAUGUGGGUCCUGGAAAGUUGCUACCGUGGUCUCAGUUUGAAGGAGUUUUGCAGGUCCCGGAAACUCUUGAAGUGGUUGAUCCCCAUCGCAGAAAUUGAGUACUAAGCCAUCUUUCAAGAAGGUGAGACACAGACAUUGUGAACAUUUCUCAGGUGCUCUUUCCUCAUACACACUAAGCAUCUUUCUGCAUUUUACGCAAAUUCCUUUAGAAAAACAUAGUCAAACUCCCGUCAAAACUCCGAAAUUACUGAAAGGCGCGUAUUUUUUUAACACAAAAGUCUGAAGUUUUGUCGACCCACAGAAUAAAAUAACAAUCGAAAGUUGACUGCGCGAUAAGAGGUGAGAAGAAGGGGGGAGGGAGUAGCAUUGUGAUUAGACUAUCCUUUUUUUUUUGUUUAUUGUUUAUAUCUUUCUCAAGUGGCUUUUUGCGAAACGAAAUUGAAAUGUUUUAAACAAAUUUUAACCGAAUUCCAGGUGCGUACUGUAAGUUACAGACCGUGAAACGAGGUUAGUACGAUAUUCAUUAUGUCUCUGAGGUCAAUCGGGCGCGUGGGAAUGGAAACUAGUUAAAGUUUAGUGGGCCGCGCAAAAUUGACCAAUCACACCCCGCGUACGAACUGAGAGAUACUGAUAAAAAAUAGGAACUCAUUGUAUACAUGUGGGUAGUGCUGUGCACGCGCUGCGGACCUGUUUGUUUACGGACACCGGCACUCACUCACUCACUCACUCACAUACCUGGCGACAAAGUGGGUAAGGCACUAUACAGUGCACACACUAAUAUAAGCGCAAUCCAUAAAAAAAUGAGAGGCAUGAAAUAAAGGUUGUUAUAAAAAAAUUGGAUUGGACAACUGGAUGAAGAGAUAAGUAACGAAAUGUCCUUCAUCAACCUUACUUAUUUCUCUCCGUCGUUUAAACAAAUGAUUCUUUCAUAUAAUCUCAAGUCAUCAGAAUGAAUAGACUAAAAAUAAUUCAUUGGAGACAGUUUCUGUUUGGUAGAACAUCAAGUAGUUGGUUGCUUAACUGAGCCCACAGGGACGAGCUGUUUUGAAAGCUCAAAUAUCUUCAUGGAUUGGAAUAAAUUUAUUCCUUUUUCCAGUGCGGGUGCCUUCCUCAGCUCCUUGCAGUGACCAGAAACAACUUCCGGGAUGGUGCAAAGAUUACCCGUCCUUCGCCUACCUAAACCUAACUUGGCACGAUGAACCGGACAGAUAGUCAUAUCCGAUAAAUUCGCCGGCUUUUUGAAAACAUCCACAUCUUGCCAAAAUUAAUUCUACCUCCGUUUCAAUUCCGGAAAAUUUAAACGACUUUUUGUUAUUUUUGAUAUCCCUGUUACACCGCGUAAGAGGCGUGACGGAAGUUAAAGAACUUGUGCGUUCGUCUGCGCCGCAAAUCCCACCAACAAUAUUCAAGAACGAGCAAGACAUCGCUGUUCUAUGAAGUUCCCCGACAAUAAACUCUGGUUUUAGAUGCAAUGUUUCACAGAUAAAGAUAAUUCGAUUUAUUUAUUUAAAGAACGAUGCAAUUUUCGUGAGAACAGGUACUUCUGAUUGGCUAUCGACGGCAUAAAGCUUCUCAUUCUUAAUAAAAUCAAUUCUUAUCGUUUCAGUUUGAAUUGCUAUUAUGAUAUUUUCUUUUAUUUUUACUUCAGCAAGUUAACUGGGGAACCUGGCACAUCGUUGAGUAAGAUAUUUUAAAAUAAGACUUAUUGUAAAUUAACAGAAGUAGAUAUCUGUUUGUUACUGUACUAAUUGUAGCGAAGUCGCUCGUGCGUGACACAGAUUAAGGAGCGAGCCUGUCAAAUUUAAUUUCAGCUCGUGGUAAUUUUGGUGUUUCAUAGUUUUUUUUUACCUGUGUAGACAAUAUUUAACAUCAAUAUAUAUUUUUAAAAGGUUCAAACCGCUAAAAAAGUAAAACCCUCAUGUUUUAUGUACAAACUUUGGCCGAGGAGUUAAUUUAUUCAAUAGUGCAUUGUUAUGUAGAGUUGUAGAUUUCAAAGGCGCUCAAUUGGAAUUUUAUCGAAUUUUGAUCGGCGUUCAUGCAAAAGUGCUACUAGAUCCUAAAGAUUUAAAACCGUAGACCUAAAAAUCAAUGACUGAACUGUCUUUGGUUAUAAUAUCAGAAGAUUUGAAGAACUACCGGUCAGCUUUUUUCGUCGCUGAGUUUGGAUUACUUUACACCUUCGCGUAAAUGAGAAAAGUGUGUCUUCUUAAUCGGGUCUCAGUUCGCUCACAAAUAAGCAGAGAUAAAAAUAAUUCCCAUGGUUUGACUAAGGAAGAAUCAAUGUAGUCAAUUAUACUUAAGAAAGAUUCACAGCUAUGUAAACGUCUGUGUAGCGAGAAGCUGAAAAGUGUAAAAUUUCGAGUUUCCGCCAGGUGAAAUCCGAGCUUCCGGUAGGGUGACCGUUUUUCGUGGUUUUCUGCCGUUAUAUGGAAUAUUUCAAAAAACUAACCUCAUAUCCUUCAGUUACUUACCUAGGCCUUCAAACUGACAAAGUAUGAGUGAAAUCGAUUUUUUGACCGUGGCCACGAUUUCUUUGAUUUUUACUGACAAUCACUCUUAACUCCCUUUGGUGACCAGGACAGAAUUUCUCCUUACACUACCAAUACAAUAUCAAGCAGACAAGUGAUGAGAAUAAAGAAAAUAUCAAUUAGAGGAUUAGUUGAUCCAAUACCAAAUUCCCUAAACUAGCAUCAUAAGAAUCGUAUGGCAAACAGCAAGACAAAUAACUAAUAAUGAAAUCUAGGGAGGGAAAAGGUUAAUUAUAACAACAAUAGUUGUAAUGAUAGUAAUUCCUCUCUGUUGUCGGCAGCGCGCUUCAGCACUCAUCGAUUCUCCAGAGCAGAGGAAGAGAGGGCUUCUUUAAUUUAUAACUACAAACCAACUGCUGUUCAAGACUACUUGCCUUUUAUACAAGCUUACUUUUUUUAA